Elgaria multicarinata webbii is the source of this 1011-nucleotide messenger RNA. It is a transcript of the gene MANSC4, whose product is annotated as MANSC domain containing 4. Gene Ontology annotation, cellular component: plasma membrane. The transcript is spliced from 3 exons. The coding region runs from base 1 to 1011 and encodes 336 amino acids. The record is from RefSeq and is a predicted model, not a curated record. Gene Ontology annotation, biological process: epithelium development; epidermis development; extracellular matrix organization. Lineage: Eukaryota; Metazoa; Chordata; Lepidosauria; Squamata; Anguidae. Gene Ontology annotation, molecular function: serine-type endopeptidase inhibitor activity.
AUGUUCCUGCUGAUGGGUGUGUCAGAAGUCUUUCUGCUUUUGGGCUGGGCAUGGAGAUCAGACUGCCUUUGCUCACCCACCACUUUUUACAAAAACUGCUGGAUCCGACGAUUCCCAGGCCUUACAAUUGAUCUGGAGCAUUCACAGAGGAGAGGGGCCCACAUCCUCAAAGUAUACACAGAAACCACAGCACAGCAGUGCAGUCGGACCUGCUGUCUCCUGAAGAAUGUUUCCUGCAACGUGGCAGUUUUCUACAAUGAAACAAAUAAACAGAGCCUUAACUGCUUACACAUUUAUUGCCCAGCUCUGGAGAGCUGCAUACUGAAGCCUACAAUCAAUGUUGUAUUAUACAACAUCACACCAGGGAUUGAUCCAGAUCUUCUUGUUUUUGAGAAGCUCUCUUUUAAAGAUAUGAAUACUAGGUCUUCUUUUAACAAAUGGGAAAGGCGUGGAGGCCCAAGAGUUGCUGAUUUGGGAAAAUGCCAGGCUGCAACAACCAGCUCAAGGUACCUUUUCCCCAAGGCCUCAUCCUCUACAGUGGUGACAAACAGCAGUGACACAAAUGCUGCAAGGAGUGCACCCGUCCCUUAUUUAGGAACUACAACUGCGUCAGUGACCGCCCAUUUUACUAAAGUGACAGACGGUAUUUCAGAACCAAAUAGCUCAACGGCCACAUCUGACAAUGCCACUGCCCUUCCUACCUCUGCGCUCACAUCCAUCAAGAUGUUAUCACAUCUGCCCAGCCCAGCCCAUCUGAAUAGCAGCAAACACUUGAAUGAAACUAAAGGAUACAGCGGAAGGAACUACACCUCAGAUGGCGAAGGCGAGAGGCCAGCUUCAGGAGAGGUGGGAAGGAGGAGCUGGCUGCUUCCGGUGGUGCUUUGUUCUUCCUUGACUUUGGUCUGCUGUUGCACUGUUUUUCUUGCAACGGGACGCCACCAAAAGAGGAGCGGCCAUUAUAAACCAAGACGGAGAGGCAUGUCAGUAGUAUCCAGGCAAUUUACAAGAUAA